Torulaspora globosa is the source of this 1797-nucleotide messenger RNA. RefSeq names its product Mex67p (gene MEX67). The coding region runs from base 1 to 1797 and encodes 598 amino acids. Gene Ontology annotation, cellular component: nucleus. Gene Ontology annotation, biological process: poly(A)+ mRNA export from nucleus. The transcript has a single exon. NCBI's taxonomy places the organism in Eukaryota, Fungi, Ascomycota, Saccharomycetes, Saccharomycetales, Saccharomycetaceae. Gene Ontology annotation, molecular function: protein binding; RNA binding. The record is from RefSeq and is a predicted model, not a curated record.
AUGAGCGGAUAUCAUAAUGUUAAUAGUAUCAACGCUUUGGCACAGCAGCAAUCGCAGCAGAACCGGGUUAAGGUAGGCGUGAGAAAUUGGCAGAAUGCUACAGUUCAGGAUUUGAUGAAUUUUCUGAGCCGGAACACUCGUAUUGCAAUCACUGGUGCUACGGUGGAAGGCCCUUUGGUGACGGGGUUUGUUCAAUCGAGGGCCGAUGCGGAUGCGUUGAUGAAGUGGAACGGCAUCCGGUUUGCUGGGAAUAACCUGAAGUUUGAAAUACUAGACGAUGCGAAUGGAGCCACUUCGAAUACGAUUUUGUUGUUGAAGAAUUUUCUGUACAGGAGGUAUAACGCGCAGACCAAGAUGUUGGACCUGGGGAAUCUACACGCGGAUCCAGACCUGGUGCAAAAAGGUCUCUUUUCGUCGAUUUCCACUCAGUCGAAAAUGUUUCCGGCACUCAUGAAGCUGGCCUCCAAGGAGCCGCAGUUGGUGGUUGAGAGUGUGAAUUUGUCGGACAAUAACUUGAAAGACGUCUCUGGGGUUACCACUUUGGCGCAGACUUUUCCCCGUUUGAAGAACUUGUGUUUAGCAAAUAACCAAAUCUCGCGGUUCAGAACUUUGGAAGUGUGGAAGAACAAGUUCAAGGACUUGAGAGAGCUGCUGAUGACUAACAACCCGAUAACGAAUGAUAAACUUUACCGAUCCGAGAUGCUGAGGCUAUUCCCGAAGCUGGUGAUCUUGGACAACGUUGUAGUCAGAGAUGAGCAGAAAUUGAAUAGUAUAUAUUCUCUGCCGGUGAAACUGCAGCAGUUUUUCUUUGAGAGCAAUGAUUUGGGAUCUUCGUCGACUGAUUUUGUGACCAAUUUUUUGAACUGCUGGGACUCGGAUAGAACACAGCUUCUGCCACUGUACACACCGCAAUCGCAGUUUUCUAUCUCUGUGGAUUCCUCUAUGCCGCCUUCAUCUGUUCCAGAUUCCGAUCAAAACCCAUCCUUCGGCUACUACCUGUCGCUAUCCCGGAAUGUUUCCAAAGUUUCAAGCGAAAAGUCUAUACAACAGAGGUUGUCUGUGGGACCGGAACCUAUACUAAACAGUUUCAAAUCUUUACCAAAAACAAAGCACCAUUUACAAGAUAGACCUGACGAAUACUGCAUGGAGGUGCUGUCCUUCCCACAGAUCAGCGGUUUCAUAAUAACCUUGCAUGGAUUUUUUGAAGAAACUGAAAAACCAGAACUUGACGCACUCAGUAAACCCACCGGUACUACAAGGUCAAGGCGAUUUAACCAUGGUCACAACACAUCCAAUAAUAGACUUUCAAAGAAAUCGUUUGAUAGAACGUGGGUCAUCGUGCCAACCGGUGCAGGCGUUAUUGUAGCUUCAGAUCUGAUGACCAUUAGACCAUACACGAGCGCUGCUUGGGUCACUCCUCCACAUCAAAGUAUUCCAAACGCACCAAUUGCAUCAUCUACAUCGCUGACAGGUAGCGGUGGUUCUCCAGUACCACCGCCCGUAGCGGGUAGCACAGGCCCCAUUGGAGUUCCAGUUCUGCAGCCAAGUAAUCCAGCCAUGCCAUUAAACGGAACGCCGGUUCCUCAGCUCGCGCCCACUUUGCAGCUCCCACCUGACGUUCAAUCAAAUCUAAAUCCGAUCCAAUUGGAACUUUUAAAUAAACUGCAUCUUCAAACCAAACUAAAUGCGGAGUUUACAUAUAUGCUGGCAGAGCAGAGUGGUUGGACUUAUGACGUGGCAAUGGAAGGUUUUCAAAGAAGUGUGAAUAACUUGCCGAGAGAGGCUUUCAUCCAAUAA